Messenger RNA from Bradysia coprophila, 1129 nucleotides. RefSeq lists its product as uncharacterized. NCBI's taxonomy places the organism in Eukaryota, Metazoa, Arthropoda, Insecta, Diptera, Sciaridae. The record is from RefSeq and is a predicted model, not a curated record.
UAGUGUUUCGUGUCUAUUUUGCAAUAGCAAAAAAUUAAAUGUUUUGAGUGGAACACCAUCGAAGGCUUCACAUUUGCACAUAGGAUGCUAUCCGCUCCGUACGACAGAAGAACAGAAUGAACUGUUGGCCAAAGCCUACAAUUGGGAACGCGGAUUUGCAACUACAGACUCGGGUGGUAUUUUAUGUGAAUUCAUUUCCAAAGUAAAUGACGAUUUCCAAGAAGCCAUAGAAAAGCUAGCAGUUCAAGCAAAAAUAAAAAUUUUGGCGGCUACGUCCCUAUUAGAAACGAGUGUUCUUGACUCCUCAGCACUUAAACGGACACAAUGUGAGAACCCGAUGACUACGGUUCUUACCAUCUUCCGCGACGCACAGGAUAGGAAAGAGAGGAACAACAGCGUUACAGUGUUCGGCAUACCAGGCGAUCUACCGAAACGUGAAAUCGAUCAAAUGUUCGAUCGCAUCUGUUCCGCUCUCCACAUCAACUACAAGAUCAGAGUAACGGCCGAAAAGAUCAAGAACAUGCUGAUUUACAAGUUCUGCUGUCGUCGUCAUCGCGAUCAUUUCUUUUACAAUUUUCAAGAAUUCAAAUUGACUGGAAACUCCAUUGGAUUGCCUAGUAAUGCAAAUUUGUAUUGUUUCGAGAAUAUGGCCAGUAAAAUGUACAAUCUGUCGCGGGAAAUACACGACAAACAUCAGCGGAAGGAAAUUAAAAAGUAUUUGAGGCAUCAGGGUCUCAUCUAUGUGUGGUCGAACAAUAGCAAUGCUAGGCAUCCGAAAUUGUUUUAUUUUAUGGAGGAAUUGCAUGUGAGACGAGGCAAUGUGAUUCGAUUGUUGAACAGCAAAAUUUUGUUCAGCAAAAUUGUUGACAAUUUUUUCCCGGAAGCUGUCGAAUCUGUGGUUAAUAUGAGGCAUUCCAAGUACAUACAGAAUUAUUUGCGGCCAGAAAUCUGUGUUAAGUACUAUCCAAUCUCGUCUAUUGUCGACUAUCUGGAUCAAGAGGACAGUCACAAAAGUGCAUUGUAUUCGAAUAUGUUUUCAUUGUAUUACAAAUUUUUUGUGCCAGAAAGUUACAUGACAUAAAUCGGAAUAAUUUCCCCAUCCUUUGUUGAAAAGCACGUAUUAGGUCGU